Molecule: messenger RNA, 2092 nt
Organism: Trichoplusia ni (cabbage looper)
Lineage: Eukaryota; Metazoa; Arthropoda; Insecta; Lepidoptera; Noctuidae
Product: CAAX prenyl protease 1 homolog
Exons: 2
Coding region: 118-1446 (442 amino acids)
Biological process (GO): CAAX-box protein processing
Cellular component (GO): endoplasmic reticulum membrane
Molecular function (GO): metalloendopeptidase activity
Source: RefSeq, a predicted model, not a curated record
UCAAAGUAAUGUCAAAUGCGGUAUAUAAACUCAAGCUGUCGUGUCGGUUUGCUUGGUUAUUAGCUUAUAAUAAACUGAAAAAGGAUAUUUUAUAUCCUUAAUCACCAAAGACCCAAGAUGAAAUUCGACGAAGAUUUAAUUGUGCUACUUAUUCUGCUAUUUUCAUGGGUAGAAUACCUAUGGGAGCUGUACUUGUCAUUGCGGCAGUUGAAGAUAUACAAGACUAAUAAUACUAUACCAGAAGACUUGAAAGAAAUGUUAAAUGAAGAAUCAUUCAAGAAAGCACGAGUUUAUGGAAUUGACAAAUCACGGUUCAAGAUAAUCAAAGAGUUUUACAGUAUAGCAUUAACAUCUGUGAUCUUAUAUAAUAGAUGGAUUUAUGUGGCAUGGCACAAAUCAGAAAACAUUGCCGCUUCAUUAAAUAUUUCUCCAGACAGAGAGAUUCUAGUCAGCUGUGUAUUCAUGACUUUUGUCACAUUAUUCAACUUUGUCAUCAACAUGCCAUUCACUCUCUAUAGCAUCUUUGUGCUGGAACAGAAACAUGGCUUUAACAAACAGACAGCUGGUUUCUUCAUAAAGGACCAAAUAAAAUCUUUAGUGCUUAGCCUUGUAAUCACACUACCUAUUAUAUCCAUAGCAAUAUAUAUUAUAAUGCUUGGAGGAAACAUGUUUGUAGUCUGGCUCUGGUUGUUCACAACAGUCGCCACUCUCAUAUUAUUAACUAUAUACCCUUCAGUUAUUGCACCUCUAUUUGACAAAUUUGUACCAUUACCUGAUGGCUCCCUAAGGAAAGGAAUUGAGAAUUUAGCUUCCAGACUUAAUUUCCCAUUGUCACAAGUGUAUAUUGUAGAAGGGUCAAAGAGAUCUGCACACAGUAAUGCUUACUUCAGUGGCUUAUUUGGAGCAAAGCGGAUUGUAUUAUUUGAUACAUUGCUUGAAAAGUAUGAUGAAGAAAAGAGAGUAACUACUGGAUGCACUGAUAAUGAAAUUUUAGGAGUACUGGCUCAUGAGCUUGGCCACUGGAGCUGCAGUCACAUUUAUAAAUCAAUUGUCCUCACUGAAGUUAACUUGUUACUGCUUUUUACUGCAUUUGGUUUGUUAUUCAAGUACUCUAUGCUGUACACUGCCCUUGGUUUCCCUGCUGGCCAGGAACCAAUUAUAAUUGGUCUAAUUGUAGUUUUACAGAUGAUCCUUGCACCAUACAAUUCUAUUCUAUCCUUCUUUACAACAGCUCUUUCUAGGAAGUUUGAAUUUGAAGCUGAUAACUUUGCUGUAUCUCUGUCAUACCCUAGAGAGCUACGGUCUGCUUUACUUAAGUUAGGCAAAGACAAUUUAGAUUAUCCAAUUUAUGACAAAUUGUAUUCAGCUUGGUACCACUCACACCCAACAUUGUUACAUAGAAUUGAAAAUAUAAGGACCCAAACUGCAAAUGAAAAGAAAGAGUAAUGUUUGUAAAGUAUAUUUAGAAUGUACAAUUCAUAUGUUGAUGCAUUUUUAACAGUACAAGUAAAUUAAACCUUGUGUAAUAUAAAUGUAAAUUGCAUUUUUUAGUUUAUUCUCAUCCAGUUUAUUUCUCUACACUAUAUUCAAAUGCUCAUGACUGAAGUCAUUCACAAAAUGAUAAUUUCACAAAUGCAUGUAAUUACCGUAGAUCAAAGCAUUGUAUCAAUGCUAUAAACCCCAUACAUCUAAGUCAUGGUAUGGCAUUUUUAACCACUUAAAAUUCAAGGGCCAAGUUGCCAUGUUUUAAAGUAAUCUUGCAGUUGUGAAAAUUUGACAGCGUAUCACACUGCGCUUAGUGGCGCCACUGUUCCACGCUUGUACUAAUAUUACUGGUGGUGGCCUCUCCAUAAGUUUAAAGUAUUUGUUCCUAAAGUUAUCAUAAUAAUUUGCAUGUGUAGUAGAACACCAGUUAAUUGUACAAGAAACACUGCAUUUAUUUUGCAUUGAGCAAAUAUCUACAUACAUUCGUAGUUAUUGUAUUUAUUUCUUAUGAGAUAUGUAUAAUUAAGUAGGUGUAUGUAUAAAUAAUUACUUUUAUACAUAUGCAGUUUUUAUAUGAAGCUAUUCAAUAAACAUACUAAUAGCGACA